GGGGGAGGCGCCUGAGCCCUAGCGGGCCGCCAACGGUCCGGCCCCGUCGGCGCAGAGGCUUCUGUCCGCGGCGCCCGGGAGCGACCCGGUUCCCGAUGUUCCCGCGCCGGCUGCCACGGGCCGGGCUGUGCGGUUAGUGCCCGGCUCCGGCCCCCUGAGGCGCCCGCGGGGGUGGGAGCGGCCUCGGCCCCGCGGAGACGGAGCGGCUGGAGGGCGAGGCGGCGGCCGCCGGGAGGAGGAUGGGGGCUAACCAAUUAGUGGUGCUCAACGUGUACGACAUGUACUGGAUGAACGAGUACACCUCAUCCAUCGGAAUUGGAGUUUUUCAUUCAGGAAUUGAAGUAUAUGGCAGAGAAUUUGCUUAUGGUGGCCAUCCUUACCCCUUUUCUGGAAUAUUUGAAAUUUCCCCAGGAAAUGCUUCUGAACUAGGAGAAACAUUUAAAUUUAAAGAAGCUGUUGUUUUGGGGAGCACUGACUUCCUAGAAGAUGAUAUAGAAAAAAUUGUAGAAGAAUUGGGAAAAGAAUACAAAGGCAAUGCCUAUCAUUUGAUGCAUAAAAACUGCAAUCAUUUUUCUUCGGCUUUAUCAGAGAUUCUUUGUGGGAAGGAGAUUCCUCGCUGGAUCAAUCGACUGGCCUACUUCAGCUCCUGCAUACCCUUCCUCCAGAGCUGCCUCCCGAAGGAGUGGCUGACUCCCGCGGCCCUGCAGUCCAGCGUCAGCCAGGAGCUCCAGGACGAACUGGAGGAGGCAGAGGAUGCGGCGGCCUCCGCCUCCAUGGGCAGCGCUUCAGCAGGCUCCAGGCCUGGGCGCCACACCAAACUCUAAGGGUCUCCAAAGUCACACGCUCAGAACUGGCCCUGGCAGUUGACUAUCCCUAGAGAAAAAGUCAAAGAAUAAAUGCCCUUUGGAUAUUUUGUAUGCAAAGAUGGCUCUCCCCCAGAUCCCAGGUUUUCAGCUCAGGAUUAUAUUUGUAAUCAAAAAACAAAAACAAUCACUUGGCGCAGGAGGGAGGACUUUGUAUGAAACUGCCCUCUGUUUUUUUUACCCACUUGUACACCUGGAUUUCCUCCUUCUGUUUUGUACAAGCUCUGUUAAGUUAUGUUUACAGUAUUUCGUAUCGCUGUUUACAAAUCUCGCAUGGACUUCCUGCCACCAUGAAAGAAGAAAGCCUUCCCGUCUUCAGCAGCGAGGCCAGGCCUCUCUGUGCACUUCCCACAGCGGCCCCAGCUGCGGCCUGAGCAGUAGGCCCGCGAGGAGGUGCUCACGCACUUAGAGUCACCACCACCUGCCUCACGGUUGUCUUUUAGGUGCGCUGGUCUUCCUUAACACGUUGGCACCAGGGUGCACAGAGGUGAAGGAGCACACGCAGCCCUGAGACCGUGGUCCGAGUGAGGGUGGCGCCACCCCAGGCUGCCUUCCUCCUCGCCCACCCCCCCCCCCCCCCCCCGGCGGCACAUCUCCGGAGGUCCCCACCCAGCGGUUACUUUCUUCCCAAAUGUGCGUCCACCCUCUGGAGGUGGCACACCCUGUUGUCUGCCAGGCUUUAGCGCCUCUGAUGCUGUAGGUAGAUGUUUUUGGUUACAGAUACUCUUGCUAGUAACAGAUGAUGUUUUUGCACAUGGGUUGGGGGGGCUUCCUUUUUAUCUUAAUACGUACUGAUCUCCCUGCACAGGAGUUUCUUCGUGGGGUAGGACUAUCCUAAGCGGUAGCCUUCUGAGUAGCAGUAUGAGUUGACAUUCAACUGCUUUUAACUAUUCAAGCUACCUUUUCUACUACACCUUGAAAACUAGAGUCUUCAAGUGACACUCUCCAGAAAGUCAAUACUUUGAUAAUGUAAACGUUUUAUGCACCAUAGCAGAAAGAGUAUGUUGGAAUUGGUUAGUUUCUUACGGUAGUUUCACCUCCCAGUAGAAAGCCUCGCCUCACUGACCUCUUGUUGGAAAAUCACACGUACGCGUCUUACAGGUCAUCUUUUCCGUUCUCUCAGAUGUAUGUCUCUUACUUAACUGACUCUAAGAAUGAAACUGUCACCACAGAUGAGUCCUCACUAGCAGGGAGCCUGUCUGCUCAAGUCUACUCCCAGUUUGACCCUUGGAUGUCAGAGCCCCGUCAUUACAUGUCACCUUCAGUGUUUCUGCCUUAAGAGCGAAUGUCCUACACAAAGUUUUGGAUGCAGUGUAUAAAUUAUCCAAGGCAGUGACUUCAGCGUUAGAGAUAUUGUUAGUUUUAAAGUCGUCUACUUUUCUUUAAACGUCUUCGUUGGGUUGUUUGCUGCUGUUCUUUGUAAGGACCCAUAUCCUUCAGUAAACUACAUUUUUUAACUUUUCCAUAAGCUGAUUUUGAUUGAUUUUUAUCAAAUUAAGCACACCCUGUUCAUAGGGGAAAUAAACUUUGGGUUUGACCUGAGGAAAAUGAACCCACUUAACCUAAUUUAUGCUUUUGGCGGUUUUGUUUCUGGAAAGGAAAGCCUUGGCGGAUUAUUCUCAGUUCUCGCAGGGGAGAGUGGGGGCAGGGGACAGAGCACUUGUUUUAAGAGAUGAGAGAGGAAGGAAUAUAUCAUCUUUAUGGCAAGUUGACUUGGUUCGGGUCUAAAAAUGAGAUUUAGAACAAAAUGCUAAAAAGACUCUUGACAAUGACUUAGUUCACUCCAAGAAGAGUCUUAUCACCAAAACCCAGGUUAGUGAAAAAAACGUUUGAUGCAGUUUGCUUGGGUUCUUUUUAAAAUAAUGUGGAUUCCAGUUUUUUCUAAUCUAUUCACAUGUACAUGAUUUUAAAUCUGUGCUCCUGACGCGCAUGGCAGAGCGGUGGUCACUUAGGCACGUGGCGGGGGGGCCCCAGGACCCUCCCGCAGUUCUCCAAGCCCAGCAUACAAAUGACUUUCGUGUUACUGUGUUGUAUUGACGUUCAUCCGCAGCAUUUAGAGUUUAGAAAUGACGUUAAGGACCCUGGUAAAAAGAAAUAGUGGCCUAAGGCCAGUUACCAUACAGUAAGAUAACAUGUUGGACAUGAGAUUGCUCGCAAUCUAAUCCCAUUCGAGGUCGAGAGCUAAGUGUCUUUGCUUUAGAAAUUCCCAUUUAAGUUAGUUUGCUCAUUGCAGUUCAAAGCUGAGAAGGAAUUGAAUUAACUAACAUUUAGCCACCUUUCCCUCGCCCUUGGAGGAGGAGAAUCUCGCUCUCAGCCUGAGCUCUGUUAAGAAAAAUCCUCUAUCACAGAUGCCGUCAUUAAGAUACCUGUGACGUGAUGGCGUCAGAUGCUCUCUUUGUGGUUGUAACCAAGUGAAACGCGUUUCUCAUGUGGCUGAGGCAGCCGGAGAGCCUUGAGGGAGUCAGAAGCUCCUGGUUUCUCCUCUUUGUUUUCGGGGCCGUUGGGUUUGCUUUUGGUUUUGUCUUCAAUCCUAAGAAGGGGGCACCGGCUUUGGAAAGCGGAGCCUGCGGAAUUGCAGGAGGCAGCGAUGCAGUACAGGAAGCCUCCACUCGAUCCCUGAAAUCCAGCCAAUGGUUGCUCUGACCCACAGCAAUAGCGCAGGUUCUCACCACCAGCAUUUGUACAGAGCAGGGAAUCCUGGUUUUAAGCCGAUGGCUAGCAUGGUGCGUGGGAGGAGAUUCUGCUCUAUGGCAGCUGCAGGACCCCACAUCCACAGCCUCUUUCCACCGCAAGACGGGUAGAAACACAUUCACUGCUUCAGGGUUCGAAUCUGUGUGUCUUCUUGCGGCUCCAUUUCUAUCCAGUAUGCUGUAAUUUUGAUACAUGCUGUAUUUUCUUUCCGUGACUCGGUUUAAAAGGCUUGGGUUCUUUGUUCAGCAAGCUGGCCAUCCUGCCGCUGUAUCUCCUUCCCUUCUGUGAGGUUUCAGAGCGCAGCCCAGUCAUUAGACUCCCUCUGUCUACUCAGUCCACACACAUCUUCAUCAUUUGCAAGGUCUUACGGCUGUUAAAGAAUCUUUUUGAACCCGAAGAUAAUUUCUCGUGAAGUUGAAUGCAAAUGUACUGUCAUUCAUAGUGUUUAUAUUAAAAAAAAAAAAUACCAGGAAUCUUCACUUUUGCUACCUUGAUAUAGCAUUGGGCUAUCAUGUUAACAUUGAAAUACAUCAAUUUAUUAAAAAAUACUUUUCUAAGAA
Molecule: messenger RNA, 4114 nt
Organism: Phacochoerus africanus (Common warthog)
Lineage: Eukaryota; Metazoa; Chordata; Mammalia; Artiodactyla; Suidae
Gene: DESI2
Product: desumoylating isopeptidase 2
Exons: 5
Coding region: 240-824 (194 amino acids)
Biological process (GO): protein deubiquitination
Molecular function (GO): deubiquitinase activity
Source: RefSeq, a predicted model, not a curated record